UUUACAAGUUCUCGAUUUGAGGAGAGCAUAGUGAGGCUCGCAGAGUGGAGCGAUGAAAACCCGGGAUUUAUUUGUGACAAUGUAGUGUUUAAACCCAAUGUCAUGGUACAGAUGGAGUCGAGUGACACACAUAAUAAACCGCAUACAGGAAGGUAUCACUUCAUGUCCUGUGGUCGCCUGUGUCACAGAAAGGAUGUGAAGGGUCGUUGGGAAACACUUAAUACUAAAUCAUGACAUUGGAUGGCAAUAUGACCACCAUACGACCUUUAAGACGAUCGAAGACCAUAGCUGUGUCCGACUUCCAAUCGGCCAGACGGUUUGAAGAUCAGGAAAAUAAAGAAAAUAUUUCAUCGGACGAAAUGAAAACAAGAACACCAGGAUCGUCCUGUCAGGCUUUACGACAUGCUGUAUCGUCACUGAACAGGUUGGAUGACUUUAACUUGGAGAGAAUUGGAUGUGGAUUUUUCGCAGAAGUCUUCAAGGUAAAACACAAGACAACUGGCCAGGUGAUGGUGCUCAAGAUGAACAUUAACAAAUGUAACAGGAUGUCUAUGUUACGAGAGGUUCAGCUGAUGAAUCGCCUGUCUCAUCCUAACAUCCUCAGAUUCCUUGGCGUGUGCGUACAUGAAGGACAGCUACAUGCUUUAACGGAGUUCAUGGAGCGAGGGGGGUUGAACGAGGUCCUAGCAGACAAGACCCUGGAGCUUCCGUGGACAAUGAAGAUCAAGAUAGCCCUGGACAUUUCCAAUGGGAUGAAGUAUCUCCACUCCAGAGGGGUCUUCCACCGUGACCUCACAUCCAGGAAUGUGCUGGUGUGUGGUGAUGAAGGGAACCUGAAUGCAGUUGUGGCAGACUUCGGGUUGGCAGCCAAGAUACCAGAUCCUCUAGACAAGGAUAACUGUCUUCCCAUUGUGGGAUCUCCCUACUGGAUAGCCCCGGAGGUGCUGCAGAACAAGUGGUAUGAUGAAAAGGCCGAUUUGUUCUCUUAUGGAAUCAUCUUGUGUGAAGUAAUAGCCAGGAUAGACGCUGAACCAGAAAUACUCCCUCGAACACAGAACUUUGGACUGGACUAUGUGGCGUUCAGUGAACUUUUAGACUAUUGUCCCUUGGACUUCCUGCGUCUAGCUUUUACCUGUUGCCAUAUGGAUCCGUUGAGAAGGCCAGUUUUUGCCGAGAUAGUCAUAUCUAACGAGCAACUCCUAAGAAACCUGGAGGAAGACUGUAUGAUAGGAAAUGGAAAUGGUGGGUUUAAGCGACCAGGCCACAAGCGGUCGAUGUCGGAGGACAACAUCUUACAACUGUCAGGGGAGGAAGUGAUAGAUCCUGGGGACUUCCUCACCUCCCUCACACCCCAGGUGGUGCUGGGGGAGGCGAUGAGUAAGGACGAUCAGUUUUACUCGCCUGCUCUCUCAAAUCCAUUUGUUGGCUUUCAACAGUUUCUUGAAAGGAAAAUUCUAGGAACUCCAAGCGGAAAACAGUCCUUUGGUUUUGAAUUGCCAUCUCCAUCGAAUGCUUUCACCCCUCCGUGUAGCCCCUGUACGCCUGACCCCUACUCUGGUCGCCAUAGGAACAAAUCGGGGCCACAGAGCCAGUCGCUGCCUUCAUCACCAGUGUUGCUGAGGAAGGCAGCGGAAAGACUACACCAGGAAUCUAUUCAUGGCUCAGCCUCCCGCCGACACUCGAUGGCUCCCUCCAAAUUCACGUUCAACCAGAGAUCAAAGAGCACUGUGUUUCCAGAGGUUCUUGCGUACAGGCUACAGACCGAGUUGGCAGGGAGUCUUGAAAAAGGUCUCGCCUCCCAGUCCGAGAUAUGUGAUAAUGACGUAGACAAUGACUAUAGAGGGACAAACAGAUCCAGUCCACAGCGACCGAGGAGGAAGCUGUACACAAGUAGACAGCUAAGUGUGGACUCUCCGUUCUACGGUCCAGGAGACUCGGGGGAACACAGGUUUGAACUUGGGGGCGGUGGGGACGCAUGUAAUGUCACUGUCAACAGCUGGAACAACGGCCUCCUGGGGUCCAAUCACGACUUGCGUGACUAUGUGUCUUCAAUCAGCUCAACAGAGUCGUUCAUGUCGAUUGACGAGAGUUCAGUGACGCCCGUCAGUCCCGUGUCUGAGGGGAGUUACCAGGACAUAUUUUCUUCCAAAAAGGAAAAAGUGAAUAGGUGUUCCAGGUCAUCGAGUGAGGACUCUAUGGAGAAUGUACGACAGGGAGGACGCGAGCGACAAAGGCGAGUGAUGGAGACGAAACUCUAACUUGUGUAACAAAUAAAGUGGUUCCUCAAUGAUCUGUAGUCCGGAAUCCAUACUAUGGUGCCAACAUAAAGAAAUCGGCUUUAUGAUUGAUGAACUUUGUGUGUCCAGAAUGUGCAUCAUUAUGGAUAAUUUGGUUGGAAACAGAACAAUCUCAUUUGACAAAUUAUCGCUGUAUUUUCUGUUCAGUAGAUCUAAAGAUAACACAGUUUUUUUUCCUCUGCUUUAUUAACAGUGUUUAAACAAGGCAAGUUAAUUCCAUUUCUGAUUUGAGUAUUGUUUAGUGUUCCUAUUUCUGAUCAUUAAAAUCUAAAUCGUCCACAGAGGGUGACACUACCCUGUGAUAUUGCCGUUCAUCAAAACUUCUGUAGUUCAUAGAUAUCCGGAUACCAGAAUGUUCAAGUUUAUAAAACUGCCUUUUGUGUAUAUAUUUGUGUACUAGUACAUGUGUGAUAUGCUAUGUAAGUAGUAUGUAUAUGUGAGAGUGCGAAUGUACUAGGUUAUAAUUCUGAGACACAGCUGAAUUCUUUUUAGCUUUUGGUAUGUGCAGCCAUUUAAUGUUCAAAUUAAAAUAUGCUAUUCUGUUGCUGUUUUUUUGGAUGAACUGUUAUGAUUAUGAAUUUAACGAAAUAUUUUUGGUUCGGGUCUUGUUUGAUUAAAAAUCAAUUUUAGUCAGCAGUACAUGCAGUAUGUUAAUAGUUUUUGAAGGAAAGUUAAAUUGCGUUUAGAAUAAUGUGCAAAAAAAUUCUAUGACAGAUUGCAUUAGCAUUAAAAAUUAUGAUUAACAAGAGUAUAUUUAUUUGUAUGCCAUUAAUUCUGGAACCGAGUAAUGCUGUAAUCUAUGAAUUUAUUAGAAUUAUGAGUGAAAUUAUAUUGGUGAUCAUUAAAUGGCAGCUAGAGACUAUGGAUAAUUUUGAUAUUAGUCUUGAAGAUAAUAACAGAUGCUAUUAUGUGUGUUGAUAUCAACAUUGUGUAAAUAAAUGUUUUCUGUACGACAUAUUGUUAUGAUUCUCUGCAAUAUGAAGGGUGGCGUGUGUAUGCCGGGCUGUUGAGUAUUUAAAGCUAUAUCGAGUGUGUGGCGUGAUAACUGUUACAAGGUUAGGUUGUGAUGAAUGCAUUUGAUUAUGCGUUUGGCAGUUUUGUGAUUUUUUGAUUUUUUUUCAUUUCUCAAAACCAAUUUGUUAUUUGUUAUUAAUUCUUUAAGUCGUUUUCUUUUUGUACUUGUAGGUGCCAUUAGUGUUUUUCACAAUCAUGUUCAAUCCUUUGUGUUCUUUUUACAGUUCUUUAUUUAUAUUUAUUAAGUUAUUGUCAUAUUCAUGAAAAAAAAAAGCAAUCUCGUGUUCACGAAUAAGUUCUCUUAGAUUGGUAAACUUUGCAUAUGACUUUCUACAUUGCUUGCUUCCUUCUGUCAUUUGUCAUUUGGACUUUUAGAAAAAGUGAAAUUAUGAUAUUUCUCCUCUUGCUUAGUCAGGUUUGCCAUCCCAACAAUGUAAAUUGAUGCCAAUGUAAACAGGAGCAUUUUAUUUAAACGAUUAGAAAAUGCCUCAGUAUUUGAAUAUUUUAUGCAAAUAGAUGAAAUAUACAUUUCUGCAUAGGCUGGUUAAGUGAAUCUAUUUUUAAAGAAAGCAAUUCUGUUUAGGAAAAGAAAAGAAAAAUAUUAACAUUUUUUUUGUACUGAACCCCAAUCCUCGGCCCCAGGUUAAAAAUUGCACUUACCAGAUACAUUAAAGGAUCACCUUACCAUUGCCAAAAACUGUAACUACGUAUAGAAAAUUUGGCAUGAUUAUAGUUUUGAUAAAUCAUUUCUGAAAAGAAAACAAACCUUCCAGAACUGUUAAAAAAAUAGAAUUGAAAUUAAAAAAAUAUAAUCAACAACAGUGUUCUGAUUGUAAAACUUCAGUUGGGCUAGACCUGGAUUCGAACCCUGGACUUCAGAUUGUUAGAUUGUUGCUCUAACCCAAUGAGCUAUUUGAUAAACAGAAGUGACCUGUUCCAAUGGUGCUUUAGAUAUAUCUGAAAGCGAAACUCGGAGGGAAAUAACUAUUUAUGCAAGAAACACAGUGGGAUUCUGUAGCUAUAAUGAGACAGUUAUUAAAGUGCAUUUUUUUUAACCUGGGGCUUAGAAUGACUGAACCAAAACCCAAAUGAUUUGUUGCAUUUUGAAAAUAACCAUGUAUUAUUUGAAUUUAGGGACUUGAUAUCUCGAAUUUCUGUCUCCGAAUGGAAUCAUUUCUGGCCAAAAUUGGAUACUGCCUGUGUUAUCAAUGUUUGUUAGGCACUACUGUUUGCCGUACGAGGUUGUAUCUUGAUUGUAUGUGUAUUGGUACAUUGUAUCAGCCAUUUAUUAUAGAAUACAAAAUUUCGCUGUUAAAAUAUAGAGAAUCAUAAAAUGUUUUCACUUCUUUCAAUGUUUAAUUUUAAAAAGUAGUUAGAUAUUCUUCUAAAGAAGUUCUGAUAGAAAAAAUAAUUGAAUGAAUUCAACAGUUGUGUGUGAGUUAAGUGUCCUAGAUUUGUGAAAAACAUUUUUGUUUGAGGAGAAAUAUAUUAUCUUGCAGUAUUGAUUAUCAAAUUUGUAAAUAUAUGAUUUUAAUUGAUGUAUAAGAACUGUAACAUAAAUAUUCAAAGAUUUUUUUUUGUCUACAUUUGUUAAAAGUUUUAAAACAAGACUAUAUUUAGGAGACUGAGAGUAUCCAUUAUAUAUAUAUCUCUGUUGUUGUUGACGCUCUCCCUGCUAAACAUUCCUCAGUUACUUCAGUGAUGGUGAUACUUUAACCAUAUAGCCACUCUCCAGAUUGUUUUUCAAGAUUUAUUGUAAAAAUACUACUUAAUGACAUAUAUGUUAAGGUUUAUUAUAUUUUAUUUAUUGAUUACUUAAUUAUUUUCUCAUAUAACAGAAUACAUAUCUCGCUCGCUGUAUUAACUCAUUCACCCCUGAAAUUUCAUAAUGGAUUAUUCCAACCCUUUGGAUUGGAAGAGUUCAAAUGUGACUACAGGGUGAACGAGUUAAACAGUACCUGUUAUGAACCUGAUGGCAGUAAAUGAUCUAUAACUAAUACAUGUACCUGCAAUUGAGUGCUCUACUUAAUGUUACUCUUUAAAUGGCAUCUACUGUUCAUUGAAUUGCAAACAUGUUUUCGGUGGUACCUACUAAAUUGCAUAUUGUCUGUAUCAUACAUGUCUUUGAUAAAUGUGUUAAAUGUGUCAUAGUGCUUUACGCAUGUUAAAUGGCACAUAAAUGUACAGAAUGGUCCCUCUUACCUGUCCUAUUGGUAUAUAGAAGUCUUAAAACACAAUAUAGGUCUGAACAACUCAAUCUUACCACUGCUGUAAGAGUCUGGCCACUUCCUGUAAGAGUCUGGAUACUUCCUGUAAGAGUCUGACUACUAUCUGUAAGAGUCUGGAUACUUCCUGUCAGAGUCUGACUACUUCCUGUAAGAGUCUGGAUACUUCCUGUAAGAGUCUGUAUACUUCCUGUCAGAGUCUGGAUACUUCCUGUUAGAGUCUGACUACUAUCUGUAAGAGUCUGGAUACUUCCUGUCAGAGUCUGACUACUAUCUGUAAGAGUCUGGAUACUUCCUGUCAGAGUCUGACUACUUCCUGUAAGAGUCUGGAUACUUCCUGUAAGAGUCUGUAUACUUCCUGUCAGAGUCUGGAUACUUCCUGUUAGAGUCUGACUACUAUCUGUAAGAGUCUGGAUACUUCCUGUCAGAGUCUGACUACUAUCUGUAAGAGUCUGGAUACUUCCUGUCAGAGUCUGACUACUUCCUGUAAGAGUCUGGAUACUUCCUGUUAGAGUCUGACUACUUCCUGUAAGAGUCUGGCUACUUCCUGUAAGAGUCUAGCUACUUCCUGUAAAAGUCUGACUACAAUGUACUUUCUUUGAAAUCCUGACUACUUCCUGUGAAUUUUGAUUACUCUCAGUUAUGUUCUUUUUACAUCUUGAGAAAGUCUUGACUACUCCCAGCCAAAUUCUGACUACAUCCUCCUUGCAUUCUCCAUAUAAAAGUCUGAUUAUUCAUGGCGAAAGUUCUACUUCUACCUGUAGAGUCUUAUCUAUAAGUCUUAAUUGUCCUCUAAAGACAUUGUCCCUGAUUCAAAAAGCUCUCUCUACCUCGCAGCCUGUACACAAUGGUCCCAUUACAUUUGCACCUGCUACCUGACAACUCCCUGUACAUGUUUACUUUCCUGAUAACUGUAUGACUAGCUACUACUGCUUAAUGUAAAAGUCUCCAGUCUCAGAUGUAUUAGUCUUUUUAAUUCGUAACCAGUACAUCAUGUCUUGUUGCCUGCUGCUUGACAACUCUCCGUAAAUCUUACUUCCUCUGGUUGCUUGAAGUCUGUAGAAACCGAUUUCAUCUACCUCACAGCCCAGUACACAAUUUGUUUUAGGAUUAUUCUCUACCUCACCUCCUUUGAUUGAGCUAUCCAUAUAUGGUGUUCAUUACAUUUCCUCGAACAUGAAAUUAAGAGGCAAGAUCAGGGCACAUUUGUGUACAUUUAUCAUGUUCAUAUUGGUUCCCCUAGAAAAAUAGUUAAAUUGACAUUGUCGUUUGCGUGAAUUAGACAAUGAUUGUAAUGAACAUUGGUUUAAGAGAACCUAUUUUGAAUCUGGAAGAUUGGCUUCAGUAAUAAAAAAAUCCUUAUUUCAAAGUUUUCACAUGUAGAAAUGUUGGUUAGCUUUUUCUUUGGUUAUGUAUUGUUUAUCAGUUGUCUCCCCUGUCUUAAACCCAUCUUUCAACUGAUUAGAAAACAGUAUAUUGUAUCUACUCCUUACGUAGGGCUGAAGGAUAUACUCUAGCUAUUGUACAUACAACCAACACCGUGCUACACGAUUCAUUCUAUACACUGUAUUGUAAAUACUCCUUACUCAGAGAUACAAGAUAUACUCCAUGCAAAAUGUAUAUUGUAUAUACUUGUUCCACUGGAAUGUAGAAUAUACUCUAUAUAUUGUACUUUCUCUCAACACAGUGCUGUAGGAUAUAUACAGUAUACUACACACCCCUACCACUAGGCACGGGAUAUACUAAUUCUAAAUCAUAUCGACAUAUUUUCGGUCAGCAAGUACAGUUCCAAGACGAUUCGUGCAUACAAUUUUCAAUAAAUUUUAUUAUCAAAUGCAUACAAAACAAAUCAAUUGCUACAUGCAUACACAAGUUGCUUGUUAUUGAUAAUCAGCACAGUGGUUUGUGACUUAGCUGUAGAACCUGAGUAUGAAGUAGGUUACUGUUUAUAUAAUGUGUGCAAUAUAGAUCUGACAAUUACCUCCCUUUAUGUGUAAAGUUACUUGUAAAUACGAGUAUGCUUUGAGUUUCUGUCCUUUGAUACAAUAAGUGUACAAUAGUUGUUAACAGUUUUUAAUACUUUUUUGUUAUGAUGUCUAUGACCUUGGCAGAAAUGCUUUUUUGGUGCCGACUAAGGAUUUUGAUGCCCUUUUGUGUUGAAAGAAGCAGGACAUUUUGUAAUUGUAAAGUAACAUCAAUUUUUGUCUUUCUCUCUCUCUUCCCUACCCUCUCUUUUAUCACAUUAUAAACGAAAUGCGUACUUGAUAUUAAAUUUCUCCCAACAUGCCCCCCCCCUGCACUAGUUUCCAAAAUGCACAUGAAGAAAGAUAAAAAAAGACACAAGUAUCUCAAUAUACAUACAUAAGCAGGCCAUCUUUUCUCGAAAGGCACAUCGCAGUGAUAACAUAGUAGAAAAGUAUGACUAUCAUCAGGCUGUUCUGAUGUACCUUCCAUUGGUGCUUAUAAAUCCAUCUAUUUGUCCUUAGAUGAUGUUAGCUGUGAAAAGGACGUUAAACAAAAUAAAACCAGAAUAAAACCAGGAUAUAAACAAAAUAAAACCAGGAUAUAAACAAAAUAAAACCAGGAUAUAAACAAAAUAGAAGCAGCUCUUACUAAGUUACUGUAAGUAAAUGUAUGGAAAUUAAAAAUAUUCUGAAUUUAACGUUUCCUAUCUAUUCACGUGUUUUUACUUCAACAUACGUGUACACUGGGUGAAACUACAAACAUCUCAACAUAAAUCUGCUCCAUUUCAGAACUCAAUAGCCACACAUUCUGAUAAGCCAUAUUUGAACAUUAUUAAUAGAGAUAUCGGGCUAGGGAAAGUGUGGGAUGCUGUAACACGCCUGUGCUUCAGUCCAUAUCCUGCUAUAUUUGUAAAAGUACUUCAUCUAUAUGUUUAUAGUUCAAAAAUGUGAAGUGAAACAUUGGAAAUUAAAUAUUUUUUGUUAAGUGCAUGCAAAUUUUUACAAGCUUGAAAACUAUUUUUCUUCAUACAUUCUUUUGUUGUCUAGCUUCCAGGAUCAUGUUUUGUUAAUUUAAUUUUAGGAUGAAUAAAUAUUGUUCUUUUUCCUAACUAUUUCAACGUUAUGUUUAAACGUUUUAUCAUAUUAACCCAAACCAGUAAUAGUACUAUAUAUUGCCAUAGUCGAAACCUGUUGACGUUGGUGUUUCCAUUACCUCAGUUACAUAAUUAUAGAUAUACACACACUUGUGGCAACGAAAUAAACGGUAGCUGUGAUAUACUAGAAUUUCAUGGUGCACAGAAACCCUUUGUUUCCCUCAUAAAUUUCAUUUAUGAAAAAGAUCGAAAAGAUAGAAACUUGUAUAGAUUUUAUAGCUAUGUUUAAUACAUGUCUCUUUAAUGAUGUACUGUACGUGUAUUAUUAAGAAUGAAAGCAAUCAUAAAUAUCUUCAAAUGAGGAGAGAGGAGUUUACAAGAAAGAACAAAAUAGACUAAUUACUAUAUUGAUUAUAAUUACAAGUUAUCGAUGUAAUUGAAGAUUGUACAUCUCACGGUACAUCCUCAACAUUUUAGGGUUUACGCUUGCUUACAUUCUCUAUACCCCCGGAAUGUGUCAUGACAAAAUCGAAGGCACUAAGUUAACAAUUUGAUUGGUUUAAGGUGAAACAAAUCUCCCUACCAAUCACUAGACAAGUACUUGUCCUUUGUAGAGUACUUAGGAGCGACAUCCAACUUCAAAGCUCGUCUUUUUUUACCAUUAGCUGCCUCAUGGCUUUUUUGAUGUAAAACAAAGAGUAAAACCAAUCUACUCUAUCAUCAACAAUGUGGCACAUACCUAGUACUACUAUUCAAUUCAGUUUUGUAAUAACAUAUUCCGAGGAUGCAGAGAACGUAAGUGAGCGUAACCCCUGGAAUUUCAAGGAUGGCUACAUAAUGUUGUUUGUCAUUGUUGUCAAUUUGAACAGUGUCACAGUAAUGCCAAAAGGCUCACUGCUGCCAGCACUAACUGUUAUAUAGCCAUGUUGAUUAAUAAAUAUAUUUUUAAAAAUAUAAAUAUUGUUGAAUGUAUGUUAUACUGUAGCCUUUUUUGGUGUUGAUGAUGGUUGUCUAAAUGAAAAGUAUAUGUAUGGCUGUGUGAAUGGUCAGGUUACCCUGGCAACUAUCAACACAAUUAUAUAUAUGAAGAUAUGAAUUUAAUUAAACAGUACACGUUACUUCACAAAAUGA
Molecule: messenger RNA, 9725 nt
Organism: Mizuhopecten yessoensis (Yesso scallop)
Lineage: Eukaryota; Metazoa; Mollusca; Bivalvia; Pectinida; Pectinidae
Product: dual specificity testis-specific protein kinase 1-like
Exons: 11
Coding region: 231-2258 (675 amino acids)
Biological process (GO): actin cytoskeleton organization; protein phosphorylation
Cellular component (GO): cytoplasm; nucleus
Molecular function (GO): protein serine/threonine kinase activity; ATP binding
Source: RefSeq, a predicted model, not a curated record